Molecule: messenger RNA, 1230 nt
Organism: Athene cunicularia (burrowing owl)
Lineage: Eukaryota; Metazoa; Chordata; Aves; Strigiformes; Strigidae
Gene: POLR2D
Product: RNA polymerase II subunit D
Exons: 3
Coding region: 302-685 (127 amino acids)
Biological process (GO): transcription initiation at RNA polymerase II promoter; nuclear-transcribed mRNA catabolic process, deadenylation-dependent decay; positive regulation of translational initiation
Cellular component (GO): P-body; RNA polymerase II, core complex
Molecular function (GO): translation initiation factor binding; nucleotide binding
Source: RefSeq, a predicted model, not a curated record
UUUCUAACAUUACUUAAGUUCUGCCAGAAAUGGGUGAAGACAACAUACUGCAAAAAUGUGACAAAUCAGAAAGUUAGGGCUGCAAAUGUAAAAUGUGCGGUCAAAAAGACAAACAGAUUAGAUUGUCAAUCAAAAUGGUGUAAUUUUUAUUGGCAUUUUCAGUACGAAAUGCUGCCCAAUCAUUGGUGAAAGGGGUUGCACAAUUGCUGUGAAACACACUUCAUUUCCUUACUGCCCAAAGUUAAAUUUACAUGCAAAAUUUUUAUAAGUGCACUUUUUCAUCCAUGCGUCACCUUUUUUUAUGCUGGUGUUCAUUCAUUCAAAUGUAGAAUUUGAAACUGCGGAAACUCUUCUAAAUUCAGAAGUCCAUAUGCUGCUUGAGCAUCGUAAGCAGCAGAAUGAGAGUGCAGAAGAUGAGCAGGAGCUCUCAGAAGUCUUCAUGAAAACCUUGAACUACACAGCACGCUUCAGCCGCUUCAAAAACCGUGAAACCAUUGCCAGUGUCCGUAGUUUGCUGCUCCAGAAAAAGCUCCAUAAAUUUGAAUUGGCAUGUUUGGCUAACUUGUGUCCUGAGACAGCUGAGGAAGCAAAAGCCUUGAUUCCUAGCCUGGAGGGUCGAUUUGAAGAUGAAGAAUUACAACAGAUUCUUGACGACAUUCAGACUAAACGCAGCUUCCAGUACUAAAGUUAACCCUCAACCCUUUUAUCUGAACAGAAGAACCUGGGAACUUUGACAGUUUCUCAGCCCUCUGACCAGCUCCUGGCUGAGUAAAGGGAGUUGUGGAUCCUGGGUACUCCAGGGCUGUGUCAUCUACAGGUGCAUUCAGACUGGAGAUCAUUAUAGUCCUUUUGGUUUAUUCCAUAUGUGUGUUUGUAAGGACGCCUGCGUUGUGAGAGCCAAAGAAUCUGAAAAGCCUUUUUCCAGUGGCUCAAGUGUUUGUUUUUUCAAAAUCCCUCUACCCAGUUUGGAAAUUUUCAACAUGUUUCUGUUUUUUAGCAGAAAUGUGGAUGUGACUUUUUCUUUUUUUUUUUUUUUUUGUGAACUUCUAAACAAGAUGGAGAAACUUGUUCUUGACUCUCAGAAGGUUUAGUGAUGGGCAACAUCAAUUUCUGUGGUGAUGUUUUUGUUUGGUUUUUUUUUAAAUAUUCUUUUUAUUGUUUGAUUGGGACAGUGGAUUUUUACAGCUUCAAUAAUUUUCUAUUGUUUAGUGUAAAUUAAAAGAUAUUUCU